Molecule: messenger RNA, 444 nt
Organism: Moesziomyces aphidis
Lineage: Eukaryota; Fungi; Basidiomycota; Ustilaginomycetes; Ustilaginales; Ustilaginaceae
Source: the annotation of a GenBank genome assembly
AUGGACAUGUCUUCCGCCUCGGCGGACGGUAUGGCUUCUUGGAAGCCCUACCUACACACCUCGCUCUUCUCCUCGUUCAGCGAGCUGGACGAACCCUUUCUCUUUCCCACCUUUCGCAUCCGCAGCCUCGCCACAUUUCUAGCCGCUGCGCUCGUCACCUUCAUCCUCGCCCUCGCCGAACGCUUCCUCACAUACACCUCCUCCCACAAGACGACGAUCUGGCUCGGUGCGAUAGUCUACUUUGCCGCCACACUGCUGCGGUACAUGCUCAUGAUCGUCGCCAUGGGAAUGGAUUGGUUCCUGCUUCUCAGCGCCGUCUCGGGUCUCACCAUCGGCAACGCGCUAACCGAGAUGCACAAAAGCCCGAGGAAACGGAGGGUACACGAGGAACACGUCGAACUGCUCAACCAAGAAGAGAGCGAGAGCCACAAACACGAUGAUUAG